Messenger RNA from Alternaria arborescens, 1179 nucleotides. RefSeq lists its product as hypothetical. The coding region runs from base 1 to 1179 and encodes 392 amino acids. The transcript has 2 exons. Gene Ontology annotation, molecular function: nucleotide binding. The record is from RefSeq and is a predicted model, not a curated record. NCBI's taxonomy places the organism in Eukaryota, Fungi, Ascomycota, Dothideomycetes, Pleosporales, Pleosporaceae.
AUGAGUUCUGAACCGUUUACCCUGAGGUGGGGUAUCUUGGCAUUCACAAAAGACCUCCUCAUCGACCCUCGAACCCGUGACGCAUCCGAUAUCCGGCAUGUCGUUGUCGCAGCCGCGACUUCAACAUCUGCAAAACGAGCCCAGGACUUUUGCACCAGCGUCGGUGUACCGCCCAACACGGCAAAAGCAUAUGGCUCUUACAAGGAACUCGUUGAAGACCCAGAUGUAGAUAUCGUCUAUAUAGCUACCCCACACUCCCACCACUACCAACACGCCCGCCUCGUCCUGGCAGCAGGCAAACACGUCUUGAUAGAGAAGCCCAUCACCGUCACCGCCGAGCAAUGUAAAGAGUUACGGAAAUUGGCGCGGGAAAAGAAGAGAUUCAUGAUGGAAGCUGUCUGGACAAGGUUUUUCCCGCUGAGCAGGGAGGUAUGCUCCAUCAUCCAGUCUGGCCGCCUCGGCACCAUAACCCGCGUCUUUGCCGACUUUAGCUUCUGGAACGAUGUCGAAAAGGAGUUUGGCAAGGAGCAUCGCAUGGUCAAUCCCGAGUUGGCGGGUGGUGCGUUGUUGGAUCUGGGCAUUUAUAGUCUGACCUGGGUGUUUAUGGCUUGUUAUUAUUGCCAGCAGCCGGGAAGGAAAGAUGGGCAUGGGAAGACGAUGGAAAAGAAGGAGGAACCGGUUGUCGUGUCUGCGGUUAGUAAAGGGGAGACGGGUGUCGAUGAGACGACGACGGUGUUGUUGCAUUGGAAAGGGACGGGUGCGCAUGCCGUGGCGGGCACAAGUAUCAGGGUGGCUACGACGCCUAAUGCGCAACAUGUCGGUGGGGAUGCGGUCAGGAUUCAGGGUACGCUGGGCGAUUUGACGGUGAAUUAUGCGCCGAGGCCUAGGACGUAUACGCUUGUCCCCGCGGCUAAUGAAAAGAGAGGUCGGCCGGCGGAUUUCGAUUACGGGGUUGUGGAUAAGUUCAAAGACAUACCUGGAGGGGGGCAUGGCAUGUUCUGGGAGGCGGAUGAGUGUGCAAGGUGUGUGAGGGAUGGGAAGACGGAGAGCGAGGUUUGUGGACUCGAGGAGACGGAGGUGCUCAUGGGGGUUAUGGACCAGGUUAGGAAGAAUGGGGGUGUGUUGUAUCCAGAGAGGAUUAGCAGUUUGGAGUAUCCGCUUGAGGGAUUUGGAAUCUGA